UGCGUCGGACGUUUUUUAGUGAAACACUCCUGAAGGCGGCUUGUUGGCAAUGCUGGACUGUAUGUUUUAGAAGAUGGCUGUAACUCUGCACACAGACCUUGGUGAUAUCAAAAUAGAGUUGUUUUGUGAGAGAGCCCCGAAAAGCUGUGAAAAUUUUAUUGCACUGUGCGCUGGUGGGUUUUACAAUGGAUGUAUUUUUCAUCGAAACAUAAAGGGCUUUAUGGUUCAGACUGGAGACCCAACAGGUACAGGCAAAGGAGGGACCAGUAUUUGGGCAAGAAAUUUUGAUGAUGAAUUCAGUGAACAUCUGAAACACAAUGUCCGGGGUGUGGUGGCCAUGGCCAAUAAUGGACCAAACACAAAUGCAUCACAGUUCUACUUCACAUAUGCAAAACAGCCUCACCUGGAUAUGAAGUACACAGUUUUUGGAAAAAUUAUAGAUGGACUAGAAACUCUGGAUGAACUAGAGAAACUCCCUGUGAAUGAAAAGACUUUUCGUCCUCUUAAUGAUGUCCGUAUUAAGGAUAUUACUAUCCAUGCCAACCCAUUUGCUGGUUGAUUUGAUUGAUUUCAUUGUGAAACAUUCAUAAUGCAUUGUGUUGUAUAAAUAUUUUGUGCUUUUUUCAAUUUCAUGCUGUUAUUUGUACACACUGACUUGCCUCUUUUUCCCGCAUAAUCUUUUACAUUGGCUUUUAAAUGUAUGGUAUUUUUUAAUAAAAACAUAAUAAUCCAAUGUACUUGGACAAAAAAAU
This is a messenger RNA of Onychostoma macrolepis, 752 nucleotides long. RefSeq names its product peptidylprolyl isomerase (cyclophilin)-like 3 (gene ppil3). The record is from RefSeq and is a predicted model, not a curated record. Gene Ontology annotation, molecular function: peptidyl-prolyl cis-trans isomerase activity. Lineage: Eukaryota; Metazoa; Chordata; Actinopteri; Cypriniformes; Cyprinidae. Gene Ontology annotation, cellular component: catalytic step 2 spliceosome. The transcript has 6 exons. Bases 74 to 559 code for a protein of 161 amino acids. Gene Ontology annotation, biological process: protein peptidyl-prolyl isomerization; protein folding.